AUGGAACCUAUAUUUGCAACAUCAUCAUCCCAGAUUGCUAUGAGAGGAAGAAAACAAAACCAAGAAGAAAUAAUUUCACGCGCGUCCAGCGAGCACAAAGAAGGACCUGUUUGCGAGCAUAUUUCUUCUGUGGGAGAGUAUGUUACGAUCGGUGACAAAAUUUUCAAAAGAAGUGAUUUUGAAAAUUAUUUAUCAAGUAACCCAAGUAGCGAUGUGCGCCUGGAGCAGCCAAGACCAACUAGCUUUGCAAACCCUCUUCCACUAGGAUUGGCGUCCUUCUCGUUCAUGUGUUUAACACUGGGGUUAGUUAACGCGAGAGUGCGUGGAGUUACUGACCUCAAUCUUUUGAAUGCUUCUUUCAUUUUUGGUGGCGCAGUUGUUUUGUUGUCAGGACUGCUAUCCUUCUGCGUCGGUGAUACAUUUUGUAUGACGGUCUUUGGAACAUUUGGGGGGUUUUGGAUUAGUUGGGGCUGCCUUAACCUGGAGCAAUUUGGAGUGGCUAAAGCUUACGCAGAUAAUCCACAGGCAUUGAACAAUAUACUUGGGUUUUACCUGGCUGGAUGGACUGUAUUUAAUUUCAUGGUAAUGGUCUGCUCGAUGAAGAGUACCUGGGGUAUAUUCCUACUACUACUUUUCCUAGACUUGACGUUUUUAAUGCUGUGCGUCGGUUCUUUUACAUCAAACGUUAACGCUUCGAUGGCAGGGGGUUACUUUGGUAUAUUAAGCAGCUGUUGUGGUUGGUAUUCAUUAUAUUGUUCAAUUGCAAACAAAGAAAGCUCCUAUUUUCCUUUGGUUGCAUAUCCGAUGCCAAGUGUUCACCAGGUAUAA
Molecule: messenger RNA, 828 nt
Organism: Saccharomyces eubayanus
Lineage: Eukaryota; Fungi; Ascomycota; Saccharomycetes; Saccharomycetales; Saccharomycetaceae
Product: acetate uptake transporter family protein
Exons: 1
Coding region: 1-828 (275 amino acids)
Cellular component (GO): plasma membrane
Molecular function (GO): acetate transmembrane transporter activity
Source: RefSeq, a predicted model, not a curated record